Molecule: messenger RNA, 1107 nt
Organism: Neltuma alba
Lineage: Eukaryota; Viridiplantae; Streptophyta; Magnoliopsida; Fabales; Fabaceae
Product: carboxylesterase 1-like
Exons: 2
Coding region: 43-1059 (338 amino acids)
Molecular function (GO): hydrolase activity
Source: RefSeq, a predicted model, not a curated record
ACAAAUCAAUAAUUCAAAAAGCCUCGACUUUACUCUCUCAUCAUGUCAAAAUCUUCUGAACCGCCUGAUCCUUACCAGCUUCUCCAAAUUGUACUCAAUCCUGAAGGUACUGUCACUCUCUCCCUUGAAGAUCCACACACACCAGCCACAUCUGAUCCCAACCUUCCCAUCGCAGUUCUGACCAAGGAUUUCAUCAUUAACCAAUCGAACAACACCUGGGUUCGAUUAUUUGUGCCUCGCAAAUUAUUCAAUCAUCAUCCCUCCAACAACAAGAAGCUUCCUCUUAUCGUUUACUUCCAUGGAGGUGGUUUCAUCUGCUACAGCGCAGCUUCCACCGUUGUCCAUGACUUUUGUUCAAAGAUGGCAACUGACAUCGAAGCGGUGGUAGCCUCCGUAAAUUACCGCCUUGCUCCGGAGCACCGGUUGCCGGCCGCUUACGAAGAUGCCGUGGAGGCGCUUCACUGGAUCAAAACCUGCCCUGACGGCUGGUUGAGACAGUUCGUUGACUAUUCCAAUUGCUACUUGAUGGGGAAUAGCGCAGGGGCUACAAUCGCUUACCAUGCAGGCCUACGUGUGGCUGAGAAAGGUCAGGAUGAUUUGGAGCCGAUGAAGAUCAAAGGGCUGAUAUUGCAUCAACCCGGCUUCGGCGGGACCCAAAGGACGGAGUCGGAAAUGAGACUAGAGAAGAAUCCAGUACUUCCGAUGUGUGCGUGUGACCUGUUGUGGGAGCUAGCUCUGCCAGUAGGAGCAAACCGUGAUCACGAGUACUGUAAUCCGACGGCGCCGCGUGGACCGGAGAAGAUGGAGAAGAUAAGGGUGGCGGGGUGGAGAGUGAUGGUGAGUGGGAAUGGGGAGGACCCACUGGUUGACAGAGGCAGAGAAGUGGUGAAGAUGAUGAAGAAGAAGGGAGUGAAGGUGGUGACUGAUUUUGUUGAACAAGGAACUCAUGGCGUAGAGUUCGUGGAUCCCUCAGUGGCUUCGCGACUCAAUCGAGUCCUCAAACGCUUCAUUUCUUCAUCCAAUAAGUGGGGGGAAGGAGGAAGGCAAGUCUUGAGAUGAUUACAUGACAAAAUAAUGUGGUGGGUUGUUGAAACGUCCUAUAUUCUA